Caenorhabditis auriculariae is the source of this 7431-nucleotide messenger RNA. The record is from the annotation of a GenBank genome assembly. NCBI's taxonomy places the organism in Eukaryota, Metazoa, Nematoda, Chromadorea, Rhabditida, Rhabditidae.
AUGGCUAAGAAGCUCAAUAUAUGUUUGAAUGGCGGCUCUGGAGGCGAUUGUGUUGCGAAUGACUGCGGACCCAGCAGACAAAACGAAAAGUUCGAUUCUCAACGGAGCGCACCAGUAGUGUUCCGCCUAGUUUCCACAGAGGGUCUUUCUUUUUCGGCCCUGUCAAAGUCUGCUACCUCUUCGCUAUCCUCUUUGUCCGCUUCCUCCGCGUUGCUGGCGUUUUGUUAGUCAGUUCUUUUAUCAGCCCUUGUCAUUUUUUUCCGAUUUCAAAGUGAAUUAUAUUUUCAUUAUGUUUUCUCUUAUUGCGAAAUAGGUCAAAUUUUUGGUUAAUUAGCCCUAUUAACGAUUAUUUUCUUGUUUCAUUCGUUGUUCAAAUAAAAUAUAAAAAGAUCAUAUUAUUCAUUCCAUUAUCUUAAAGAUUUUUUUCAUGUCAAUUUCCAAAAAAAUUUUUUUCGGGAAACUGAAAGUGCUUCGUGUGAAUUUUUUUUAAUUGUUGAUUCCUCAAAAAGCCGAAAUGUUAAUGAACAUGUAUUUCUGAAAAAUUAUCUUGUUAUUAUUUUGUUCCUGAAUUACUAAAUGCAAAACUUUUUCAAUUUGUAAUUCCAUUAAUUUUUUUCCAUUUGAAAAAAAUCAUUCAUUCAAUAAAAGACAAUAAUUUUUUUUCUAGCUCAGAAAUUUCAGGAAUCGGUUUUUUGAAUGUUUCAUUAAUGUGAUGGCCGACUUUGCACUACCUGCGCUUCUUGCAGUUGAGGAUUAUAAUGAAAAACGAGGUAAUCAUUCCGAAUUUGCGAGUUACUUUUUUUUAAACUGUGCUUGCUUCAAUUUUUCAUUUUUAUAAUAUGCAUUGGAAAUGAACUUAAAACAAUUUUUGAUACAGAUAUUUUGAAGAUUCUUAUUAAAAUAAAUAUUUUCAAAAGGUGAGUAUUUUAUUGUCACAAUGAAUUUCCACUAGUGAAAGUCUUCUUUUUCUCAGUGUAUAUGGAUAAACGCAGUAAAACGUCGUGAGAAAUUUUGAAAGGAUGGAGUCGUGCAUCACGAAUUUCUUGUUGCAUUGUGUAUGAGGCAGUCAGAAACUUUCCUAAGAACUGCGUGAAAGUUGCUAUUCCCGAUCUUGGGAUGAUUAAAUAUGGAAAAAACUAAUUGAGUUUUUUUAUUGAGAUAAUUUCAGGGUAAAUUAGGGGCAUCAAUACGUUGGUUAGUCGCCCGUGUCUUUGAAGAUCCUAAAGACGUGCCGGACAAGUUGCGAGAUGGAGUCCAACGUGAUGAGAAUGUGAGAAACCGACUGCUAAUGUAAUGAAGAGCGUUUUUCUUCACAGGGCCAUUUACAAAUCAGCGAGGCAGUUAUUGGAGCUCUCUGUAAAGGAUUCCUGUACUCACAGGCCGCCGCCAAAAUCUUCAAGGAACCAAAUUUAGUAACGGUAAUCCAAUGUGCAUCUUUUAUAAAGAACACUCUGACUUUGCAGAAAAGUCAUGGAGCUGUUCUGGCGGCGUUGACCGAUUACGGCGUGGAUGUUACUCACAGACCUGAGGAUGGUGGAAGCGCCAUCGAGGAGAGCCAACUUUCUUCUGCCAAUCCUUUCAACAUCGUCAGUGUACCUUUUUUCUCGCUUCAUCAAGUCUCUGUUUCAGUCUGCUCACUUGUCUUUGAUUGACGCGUUGAUGAUGGCUCAUUUGCGUAAUGUCAUUACCGUGGAAAGGGUCGUCGACGCUGUCAGGUAAUUUUUGGAUAAUUUUUGAGGAUAAUAAUUAUUUUUUUUCUAGCCGCCACACUUGUGUUGAGCCGAGUGAGAAACCGAUUGACAACGUGGACGCUCUUCUUUUUUUGGAUCAAUAAAAAUCUGUUUAUUGGUCCGCGAUGAUGUUGAAAGGACUUCGAAAGGUAUUUUCUCAUUUUCAAUGAUUGAGGAUUUCACACAAGUCGAUUUUUUUCUUGCUGUUUUUUGUUGGAGAACGCAAAAAAAUUUGUCAGAAUUGUUUGUCAAUUCGAAAAUUUCCAAUUUUUUAUUUGGAGGUUUUACCAAACAGUUUUUUCAGUUCAUUUUUUUUCAGAAACAGAAAGAGUCGAUUUGCAAAAAAAUAAAAAAAUUUAAGUUUUCCCUUCGCUCAUUAUUUUUUUCUGAUCGGUGCUACAAGUUUUUAAAUCCUCUAAUGUUCAAGCGGAAAAAAACGUUUUUUUCUAUUUAUUGAAAAUUUUUUUGCAGUUUUGGCUUUUUGAGGAUUAGCUCAAAUUCACAAAUGUCAAAAAGAAAAAUUAUUAUUAACAAUUUUCUCAUAGAAAAAAAUGCGGGAAUUCAGCAGACUUUUUCGAGAUUUUUUUAUAAUAAGUACAAUAAGCUUUAUUUCUUUGAUUUCGAAAAAUGACGAAAUAAAGUGAAAUUCAGACAUGGAUCAAAUGAUGAUCCCGGAAAUGGAAGAUCUGUACGACGACAUCAGCGACGGCCAGUGUUUGUGCGCUUUGGUCCACUGGUACAGGCCGCAGGAAAUGCCAAUAGGGGGUGCGAAGCAUUCGCGGAAUUCCUCCACUAAUUCAAUGAUUACAGACAUUUCUUUCAACGAAUCCGCAAUGACCAGAGACUGUCAAUACAACCUCAUGCUGCUACAGUAAGUUCCUUCCUACUUUAUAAAGGGUGAAACUCUUGAUUUGAAGGCAUUUCUGCCGACAUCACUUGUUGUCCAACUCUUUCCACUUCGAAAUCGAGGACUUGCUUUACCUCCGAGAUUCUUUACAAAUGAACGUCAACGUCUUCUUGGCCGAUUUAUUCGUUUAUUUCGAACCGAAUGUGACUCCUACCCCGGGUUAGUUUUCAAGUGAUUCUCACUUUUCUGUGGAUUUAAAUUGAAAUUGAAAGAUUGUUCCAUUAUUUCAGGGUUUUUUUGUAGAAUGCAAAACUGCUUUUUCCAAAUAAAAAUUUUUAGAAAAACUUUUUCAACUUGCAAUAAUUUUAAUCAGUUUUAUUGAAACUUCUUAGCUAAAGUUUUUUUAGGAAGAUUUUCUGCGACAUCAUGAAAAAAAUAUAGAGUUUAUCGUCCGUUUGUAAAAAUCAUGUUAACUAAGAAUAGCCUCGUAGAUAAUCUCGUUUCAUUUUUAAACUCAUUUUUUUUUUUUUAAAAACGAAAAACAGAAAAAAAUUUGCGUCUUUUGAAACUUUAUUGUGUAGUUGACGUUUGAACUCUUUGGGUCACAAGAUAAACUAUUUGUUUUUCAAACAAAUAUAGGUCAUUUUAGGGCAUUCGAGAAUAAUUCUUUUCACAAUUUCGAUUAUUUUUUUGAACAAUUUUUUUGGGUCUUCUUUCUUCUUUUUCGACUUUCUGAAAUUUCCAUUCUGAAAAAAAUAAUUUUUUACUUCUUUGCAGUGGUAGAAACGCCUCGCCUUGGUCUGUCCCCGAGAAGAUUCGUCCCAGCCUCAGCCAUUCCCGACUUGAGAGCCGCCAAUGCCGCAGCUCGCAAUGCCCCGCUUCCUCGAAAUCGGCGACCUUUUGCUCCUCCAACUCAAGGACCUUCUCGAAGUACCAGCAUCAUGAGCCAGGACAGCCUCUUUGCCCCGAGGUUCUCAUCUGACCUUUAGUACAAGUUUAGCGCCUAUUUGAUACAGACCUCAAUCAAUGGCUAUGCAACGUCACAACACCGAUCAUGACGCCAACAUCACUAAUUUUGAAAUGCUUCAACAUGUGAGUGUCGUUUUGAAUGAGUGUGAACUUUUCUAUCUUUCCCAGGAAAUGGCCAAUUCACCAAACUUUGGGCAAAGCGCAUACGGCAGAAGUGACUCUAUGCCUGCUGCUUCAAUACGGUUAGCGAUGGAGGCGAAAAGAAGAUCACACGAAAAACAACGCGCCAUGUACAAGUGAGAGUUUUACUUCAUUUUUACUCACAGUUCAUUUGAAAAAAUAUCAGGUUAAUGUAUAAAAAAAUUUUUUUUUUCUCUGAAUUUUAUGCGCUAUGCCGAACUCUUUCAAAACAUUGAAAAAAAUUUUUCUUGCGUUUGGUUUUGAAUUGACAAAGAUUGACAAGGAUCACGCAAUGCGUUUGUGACGCGGCCUCUUAGAAAAAAGUUUGAGGUCAAUCAAAAUAAUGAAAAAUGUAGAAAAAAAAUUCUGGAUUAUUAUUGUACUUCUGAUUUUUCUAAAUCUUCACAGAAUUUGAAGAAGGGCAUAAUUGAGAAACUGUCAAGUCGGGAAAAAAAUUCGAUAAAAUUCUGGCUUGAGUUUGAAUUAGAGUUUCCCGCUAAAAAAAACCGUUCCUCAUGCUGUUCAAAAGUUUGAUGAGGUUCUAACGCUGUUCUUAAGCUGACAAAAAAAAUUUUUUUUUGAAUGAGCUUUUGAAGUUCAUUCAUCCCUCAUUGAACAAUCUUUUUUACUAUUUUUCAUCUCGCGACUUUCAAAAUCACUUGCAGCACGGCUUCUGAGUCAGAAAGAGCGGAGAAGAGCAAAGCGGCGUUUUUCGCACUUCUCAACCGUGAAGAAAUGCCUGCAGACACCAACGACGGAGAUGCGCUUGCUAGGAUAGAACAGAAACUUCGGGACCUCGAAAUGAAAGUCAUGGAUUCCGGCCGACUGAACCGCGCUCUUUCUCAACCUAGUGUUGUUCAAGGUUUCCUUCAUUUGAGUCUUGAAUAAUCAACAAUGUCUCAGCUGCUGCAAAUGGAAGCAACUAUGGAACUCUCCCUAGUGACGGCUACAUGACAUUACCCGUCGGAAGCAAUCAAAUGACGCAGUCUUUUGUCCAACAUCCUCAAGCUCCCUUCGAGUACUAUCCGGUGAACCAUCAGCAACCCAGCAACUACGCGACUCCCAACACUCAGGUUUUUUUCACUUUCAAAGUUCAUUCACAUCGGUUUUUCAGAUGAGAUCAAGCUUGAGCAACGGCAUGCUCAACCAUACUGGCUACGUCUUACCACCGAUGUAUCAGGCGGAAUACGGAGGAAUGCCCGGACAGGCGCCUAUGGGCUAUGGAGAAGGCUAUGGCUACCAUUUACAACAUCCCCAACUGGGACAGGUUCCGCAAGGAUACAACACGGUAAAAACUUUCAAAGAUAUUUCGGGUUCAAAAGACACUUGAUUUAGGAAGAAACUCAUUCAAAAAAAAAAUUGAUAUAAUUAGUUCAAAUAAGUAUUCAAAUUAUUCUUUUAAGAUAUUUAUUGUACCAGAAGCAUUUUCAAUUUCAAAGUUUUCCAGAUUGCAACUAGUUCUCCAUUGUCGUACAAUGGAAUGGGAGGAGUUGGAGGAGUACCCGGCUACCACGAGAGCCCUCAGAUGAGCGCCAUGUCCGUCCAUCCGCCAUCCAACCCACUAUUGGCCGCUCAACAACCUCCUUUAUAUGGUGGAAAUCAUCCUUCCAUGGAUGUGCCACAUUACGAAAAUCCAGCCAACACAUUCCAUCUGCACAACGAUGAAGUGACUAUUUUCUUUGAAAUAUCCUAACAUAAACUGUAAAUUUCAGGGCGCAGCCAAUCAGAUCGAUCCGCCAUUGGAAAUCAACCGGAAUCUAACGAAUUGGGGAAUGACUUAUAAGCAGGUGAGGUUUCCCAGAAUAAUGUUCGAAAAUAGACUUUUUUCAAGGAUAAUGGGAGAAACCAAAGACGUACUUGGCAAAACGAAACAUUUAUCAAAAACGAGCUGGACCUCGUUAACUUACCCGAUCAUGUUCCACACGUCACCGACGAGGUUUUUUUUUCCAUUUGAUGAAUAAUCAGAAGUAUUUGUUUCAGACGUCGACUCAGCCAGAAGAAGCAAGGAAACUUCAAGAAAUCACCACGAGCGAAUUGAUUUCCAGAGAAACCGGUAGGCUCCUCCUGGUCAAAUCUCACAUUUGAUAUUUUUACAGUAUCCACUUACAAUACCAUGCCUCCGAACGCUUACUCAAAAUCUAAUGAAAACAACGAGGCAACGUAAGGCUGAUCCUCCAGUUUUUCAAAGAAAUCUGAGAGAUUUCAGGACACCACCGUCAUUCGUUGUCGCUGCGGAAGAAGCAGCUACUGACAACUUUGACAAGAUUGUGAGCUUGAAUUUGAAGUAACCAAAAUUUUAUUUUUGUUUCAGGCUAACGAACGAAGAAUUGCUAGAAAAGCCGCUCUCAUUGCAAAAACGAUGAAAAGAAAAGAAGAAAUAGAAAACAAGGUAGUCUCAAACUCAUGCUUUAUUCAUAGCUGCCGGUUGUUUCAGGUCGACAUGGCUGAACAGAAAAUAGCAGAGAGAAAAAUGCUCGAAAACGCAAAAAAAGAGGUUGCGCAAAGAAGGAAACUCGAGAAAGAAAUACAAAGGUUGAAUUUUGACUCCCAUUCUGAGAUACUGAAAAGAAUGUUGAUUUUACAGGCAAAAAAUUUUGGACGACUAUAAGAAAAAGAAGAUAGAGAAGGAGCUGGGAGUCGAUCUCCCAUCGGCCAGAUCAAGCUCCCGAGGUCAUUCCCAACCGCCAUUUGUACGUACCAAAUCUCAAAUGAGCGACUCUCCGGAAAAGACUAGCGGAAUACAAUCGGCCAGAUUGCGUGGUCAGUCUUCCGUCGAGCAGCGAGUCACUGUGAGCAGUUUAAACGAACCGAGUGAGUUGAAACUAAGAAGAGCUAACAUUUGCGAUGAUUUUUAGCCCACAAACUGUUUGGCAAGCCGGUCACCAAAUCCAACCGAGGUCUCAUUAUCAACGCCCUUCAGUUCAGUGUUUUCCCAGGAGCUGUGAACAAUGCGACCAGAAAUGCGGUUUGCAUUCUUUUUUUUGUUCAAUUUUCAAUAUCAUCGCACUUUCCAGACUAUGGAACAGUUAGCCGCUUCAAGUUCAAAACACUUUUUGAUUUUAUUCCGUGACCAAAAAUGCCAAUAUCGUGGCUUGUACACUUGGGACGAGGUUGUUAUUUAAAAAACGGUUCGAUCAAAUUUUUAGUUUUAGAUUUCUGAUACAGCAGUCAAAAUAUCCGGGCAGGGACCUCCAAAGUGCACGGAAGCCAUGAUGAACAUGAUGUUCAAGUGAGUUAUUUUUAUGAACAGGAACGUUGUAAGCUCUAAGUUUUUUGAGAACUUCCAAAAAAAAAUUUCGGGUUGAUUUUACAAGUGUUCUAUAUUUUUUUUCAGUGGGUUUGUAUAGAUGAGUCUCAAAAUUUUAGGUAAAAUUUUUUUGUUCCUCACUGUUCAUUAGGGACCGUCAUAAGUUUUGUUGCUUCAAUUGAAUAUUCAAGAAUUUUUUUUUCCUGAAAAAUCUGGGAAAACUUGGCUGAUACACAUGAUACACAUGACUUCAUGUUAUUUCCGAAAAAAUCUCAAAAAAAAUGUUAAUAAUAGUUUUGAUCAUAUUAUUGUUCAGGUAUGAUUCCGGUGCAAAAAGCUUCACUCAAAUCGCCACGAAACAUCUGUCGGCGACGAUCGAUGGGUUUGCGAUACAAGACCAAUACUGGCAGAGGGCACGGAUCCCUCACAGCGGCACGGCUACUCAUCGAAACAACUGA